This is a messenger RNA of Rotaria sp. Silwood2, 1434 nucleotides long. Lineage: Eukaryota; Metazoa; Rotifera; Eurotatoria; Philodinida; Philodinidae. The record is from the annotation of a GenBank genome assembly.
AUGGAAGUGGAAGAAUCCGAUGUUAUUAUUAUUCCUGGAUUAUCUGAUGAAUCUGCAAGAAAUCUAACUGAAAAAGGUCAAUCAUGCGAAAAUAAAUCUGUAUUAAUUGAUAUGAAAACAAGUAAUUGGAGUAAAGUAAAAGCCGCUAAUCGUCGUAUUUUACCUCGAAAGUCAAUGGGAGAAGUAAAAUUAAGUAAUAUUAUUGAUGAACUUAAAAAGUUUUCUAUUGAAGAACAAGAAAUUCAUGAAAAUGAACAAACCUUAAGAAUAAAUUCAUUGAAAUUAUUUCGACGAUAUUUAGCAAAUUUUCUUCAAAAAUCAACAUUUCAUUAUGUUAUUAUUUUAUUAGUUAUCACAGAUUUAAUUGUUGUCUUAGUAGAUUUAAUUCUUGCUCAAUUAUCAUCACCUUGUUUAACUAAUGAAGAAAUGAUAUUUUAUAAUACAACUGAACAACGUGACACAUGUUUACUUGACUUUUCUCUUCAUUUGGUUCACGCUGAUUUAUUUCUUUUUUAUUUUUCUGUUUUAUUACUUACUAUAUUUGUAUUGGAAAUUUUUAUAUCUUUUUACGCUUUUGGUUGGAAAUAUUAUAUGAAUCCAUUAUAUUUACUUGAUAGUGCAAUUGUAUUUGCUUCUUUUAUUAUGGAAAUAUAUUUUCAUUAUGGAAAUAUUGGAAGAGCUGGACGAGCUGCUGCAGCUGUCGUUAUUUUACGUUUAUGGAAAAUAAUUCGAGCUAUUCAUGCUGUUGCACAUUCUAUUACACUUAAAAAUCGUUUAUUGAUUAAUAAAAUUCAAGAAGCUAGAAUAUUAUUAGAAGAAGAAAAACAACAAGUAGAACAAACAUUAGAAAAGCAAGAAAUUAAAAUGGAAUAUUUCAUAAAUAUAUUAACUAAUUUGAAAAAAUUACCAUCUACAAGUCAAAUUGAUAAGUAUGUAAAUAAUACAUGGCAACAAAGAAAAAAUAACAAUAUUAACAUUAAUAUUUUGACAAAUUAAACAGAUAAACAUAACAUAACAUAAAUUUUUAUUUUUAUUUUAUUAUUCAUCAGUUAAAAACUGAAACAGUUUUUCUUUUUAUAUGUUCAUAAUGAAAAUAUAUAUGGUUAAUUUCUUUCAUUAGCAACGUCAUUUUUAAAAUAGAAAUGCAUAUAUCUUUAAAUGUUCACCUUUGUUUUAUCUUAUUUUUAUAUAUCGUAUGUAUGUUGACUUACUUGAGAUAAACUGAAAAAUUUAGCCUUUAGAAUUUUUUUUUUUCUUUAUUUAUUAUUGAAAAACAAGAACUAAUGACAAGAAAGAAACAACUAAAAAGAUUUUUACUAGAUGAAUUUUCAUUGAAAAACAUUCCAUAUUUGAAAAAAAAGUAUUUUUGAAAAUAAUAUCAUACAUUUUAUAGAAGACUUUCGUUAUACUACGAAAUAUUCAUGGAAGAUUUUU